This is a messenger RNA of Volvox carteri f. nagariensis, 2025 nucleotides long. RefSeq lists its product as uncharacterized. Gene Ontology annotation, molecular function: cysteine-type endopeptidase activity. Bases 1 to 2025 code for a protein of 674 amino acids. Gene Ontology annotation, cellular component: lysosome. NCBI's taxonomy places the organism in Eukaryota, Viridiplantae, Chlorophyta, Chlorophyceae, Chlamydomonadales, Volvocaceae. The record is from RefSeq and is a predicted model, not a curated record. The transcript has 14 exons.
AUGAAGGCCUUGCAGCACCUUUUGAACCUUGCAGCACCUUGUGUGGAUUUGACAGAAGCCAUGGCGCCCAGAGUUAUGUCAACGCUUAGGAAUAUAGCUUUAUUUAUUCCUGCAAUGCUCUACCUUUGGGGACUCGGAUAUGCGCUUCUCUCCCGGGUGGUAAUCCGUCCCUGUAGAUGUAUGACCCUUCACACAUUCCCUCCAGGAACCACCUGCCCAGCAGUUGACGGCUACGAUUUCUACCAGCUGCAAGAAAUCCCGGCAGCUUACAUUUUGUCACCUAGCAGCUCCGCGUCCGCGAGUGCGACCCCCGCCAGCCUCGCAGCGGAUUGCAGGAGGACCCCGCGAUGCAACGCCUUCACUGCCGCUGGUGAUCUGCUGAUUGCCCCCAUGCAACCCGCGUUCUCCAUCAUGGAUGGUAGCGCUGCUGACGUGAAGCCAUGUGACGGCACCUACGUCUCCAAGCGAACUCUUUCAGGCCUGUGCCUGCCCGACGGCGAAAAUGUGGACACUAUGCGCCUGGCGGCUGCAAAGAAGACCCUGGACAUGAUGGCAGCCGCGGCGGCCGCGAGCAAGGUUUCGGCAAAGCUGAAAGGAAAGAAGUUCGACCCUCGUAACGCGGAGAGUUUGUCUCGGGACGACAUCAGCAAGGCGUUCACUGAUGCAAAGACCCCUCUGGCCCAAUCUAGCUCCACGAUGGGCAGCUACACCUACACGGACGUCGUUAAAGCGGUGGCAUAUCCGGCAUGGGAUUCCCGUGUGAAUGGAUCGUAUAAUUAUGUCUCUCCAGUAAAAGAUCAAGGCUUAGCUGAGACGGCAGUGGCGGUGGCUGGCAACAUGUCUGCAGCCAACAUCGACCUGUCGGAGCACUGGCUCUUCUUUUGCAACGGCGUGGACACAGCAGCAUCCUGCGAUAACGGCUGGUAUGCAACGUCAGCCACAAAGGCCCUUGCAGUCAAGACCAUACCAUACGAGGCUAAUUAUCCGUACAACCCAAGCGUGCCGACCUGCACACUUCAUUCUGCACCGGAGAGGCGAGCUGGCGGUAUUUUCAAAAAGGCCUACAUCACAGAUCUCACCGUGGCGAAGAAUCACAUCCGUACGAGUGGCGCUGUAAUUACGUACUUUGCUGUAUACAACGACUUCUUCUACUGGCCUGUCAGCUCAAAGCCGUACGUCUGGGACGGUGUGAGCCCUCUGGCUGGUUACCAACAGGUUGUGACCAUCGGCUACAACGACACAGGGUCGUACUGGAUUGCCAAGAACAGCUGGGGCACCGGUUGGGGCGAUAAUGGCUUCUUCCGCAUCUCUUACAGUGCGAAUGUCGGCUUCAUGUCGGGGUCUGGGGACAACAUCAUCGGCCUCCGUUGGGCACCCUCAUCUGUGCCCCCACCGCCUCCGCCGCCUGCCCCGGUUGUGUGCGGUGAUGGAACCUGCUCUACGGGCGAGACGUGCUCCUCGUGUGCUGCGGAUUGCGGAGCGUGCGUUGUGUGUGGAGAUGGAUUUUGCUCAGGCGGUGAGACCUGCCUUACAUGCCAGGCGGACUGCGGCACGCGCCUCAGCAACGGUACUUUGACGUGCUGCGGGGACGGCGUGUGCAAUGCCGGGGGCGGAGAGACCUGCGCCAGUUGCCCAGGCGACUGUGGCAGAUGCAGUACUUGCAACCGGAAUGGCAUUUGCGAGCCGGCGCUGGGCGAGAAGUGCUACAGUAGCAGCACCAGUGGCUGCACGGAUUGCGGCUUUUGCAGCAGUGCCUAUUGCGGUGAUGGCAAGUGCACCGGCUCACGCCGGGGCUACUCUGAGACGUGCUAUACAUGCCCGACCGACUGCGGGCGCUGCAGAGACACAACAUUCUGCGGUGAUGGGAGGUGCAAUGGCGUGGAGAAUGGCACCACGUGCUCCAGAGACUGCCUGCUAUGGCGUGUACCGUCUGUGACGAUUGGAACUCCAAGCAACGGUAACGGAAACAACGGUAACGGCAACGGCAAAGGCCGGCGCCAGUUGCGCUGGACUGUGAAGCCGUAG